CCUCUUUAUCUGUUCACUAUCAUCUGUACACAUUUAUUCACAAACACGUACCUAUAAUAUCGUUUUCGGAUAGUAUAGUAUCGCACCGUAUAAUUAUCAUAACAUCACUCAACAUGACCUGGCAGGAAAUUGCCCAAUCGAAACAAGAGCGGACCAUUUCCGCAAUCCCUUCGGAAUGGAUCAUCCCCAACAAUCUCAAACCACAAGACUCACAUCUCGACGUCACUUCAUUCCCCCGUGAGUCGGGCUGGUUCACACAGGAAGAAUUGGAUAUUACAGAAUCUGAUGCCACGUCUAUUCUUGCCAACAUUAAGAGCAAGUCAUGGUCGGCCGAAGCUGUCACUCGGGCCUUUUGCAAGCGUGCUGCUGCUGCGCAUCAAUUGACCAACUGUUUGACCGAAAUAUUCUUCACUGAUGCCAUCAGGGCAGCAAAGUCCCUCGAUGAACACUAUUCAAAGACGGGUCAGGUUACGGGGCCUCUUCACGGCCUCCCGAUAUCUCUCAAAGACAACUUCAACGUCGCCGGACAUGAUAGUACGGUCGGAUUUACCUCCUUGGUCAACAAACCAUUACCUUACAAUUCCACAUUGGUGGAUUUGUUAGAAAAGGCUGGUGCUGUGAGGUACUGCAAGACAAACGUACCAACUGCCAUGAUGAUCGCCGAAUCCGUGAACAAUACUUUUGGCAGAACAGUGAACCCUCAAAAUCGAAACCUUACCUCUGGUGGCUCCUCUGGCGGUGAAUCUGCAUUGAUCGCGUUCAAGGGCAGCCCCCUAGGAGUGGGUACCGAUAUUGGAGGAAGCUUGAGAAUCCCCGCGGCAUGCACCGGAAUCUUUACUCUACGUCCUAGCUUUGGCCGAUUCACAACACAACGCUGCACAUCUGGCCUUGCUGGACAAGAGGCUGUCAAUAGUGUUAAUGGACCUAUGGCAAGAACAUUGGACGACAUGAUUCUCUUCGCUAAGACUGUAGUUGACGCCCAACCCUGGCUCGUGGAUCCAAAAUGCCUGCCUAUCCCAUGGCGAACCGUUGAACCGAAACCAAAACUCAAGAUUGCUGUAUUAUGGCACGAUGGAAUCGUCGCGCCUACUCCUCCUGUAGCCCGUGCGCUUCGGGAAACGGUAGACAAAUUAAAACAAGCAGGUCAUGAGAUCGUGGAGUGGCAACCUAAUCUUCAUCCCAAGGCAUUGGAUCUUUUAAAACGUAUGUUCAUUGCGGACGGUGGCAAGAGCGUGAAGGCGCUGCUUGCUCCAACUGGUGAGCCAAUCCGACCCGAAAUGGCUAUGUAUGAAACAGCAGAAGAGCUGGGCACCUUCGGGAUGUGGAAGCUUCAUCUAGAACGGUCUGAUUUGCAGAGGCAGUAUCUCGAGCAGUGGACGUCAUAUGAUGCUUUAGACGCAAUUCUAUGCCCUACUACGCCAUAUGCAACUGUGAAGCAUGGUGACUUCAAGUACGUGGGAUACACUGGCGUUUAUAAUGUCGUUGAUUAUUCCGCUGUGUCUUUCCCUUGCAAUGUAACAGCCGACCAAGAGAAGGACCAAUCCGCUGUCCAAGAUCAGCCACUGAGCGACUUGGACAAAGAGACACGACAAGACUAUCAACCCGCCCUUGUGCAUGGCAUGCCUGUCAGCCUACAGCUAGUGGCUAGACGACUCGAAGAAGAAAAGCUUCUUGCAAUGACCAAAACAGUGCUGCAAGCGAUACAUGGGAACGACUCUGCAACUGUCAAAUCAGCAUUGUAGGCAUAGAUUCAGUCAUUGCAUACCUGUUGAAUAUUGGUGGAUUCCAUAGUUUGUUGAGCUUACUGGGCUCAUAUAGAUAAUUCGCAAUGGACAUUGGAGUCGCAACUUCCGCAGUUUUCAAUGGUUGCCUAGGUUUAUGCGACGUGAGGUAGAUGAAGCAACCGCAUCGCUCUUAACUCUCUUUUUCCCUACCGCUUAUAUAGAUCUUGUAUUCACUCAUCCUAGUCUUGGG
Molecule: messenger RNA, 1974 nt
Organism: Aaosphaeria arxii CBS 175.79
Lineage: Eukaryota; Fungi; Ascomycota; Dothideomycetes; Pleosporales
Product: acetamidase
Exons: 6
Coding region: 114-1742 (542 amino acids)
Source: RefSeq, a predicted model, not a curated record